Messenger RNA from Purpureocillium takamizusanense, 1055 nucleotides. Its product is annotated as Acylpyruvate hydrolase. The coding region runs from base 159 to 899 and encodes 246 amino acids. Gene Ontology annotation, cellular component: mitochondrion. The transcript is spliced from 3 exons. NCBI's taxonomy places the organism in Eukaryota, Fungi, Ascomycota, Sordariomycetes, Hypocreales, Ophiocordycipitaceae. Gene Ontology annotation, molecular function: acetylpyruvate hydrolase activity. The record is from RefSeq and is a predicted model, not a curated record.
AGUCCAGCGCCCCCCUCCGACGGUCGGCCGCCGACGACUGAGACGCGCCGCAUUACGAACCCGAAUACAUAAACGACGACACUCUCUUAUUACCGUCUCAGUCGCAAACCGCCAGGCAUAAACGACGAGUCCACCACAAGUCAAACAAAACCGCCACCAUGUUUGCGCUCAGGCGGACAAUGGCCACCAUGGCCGCGCAGGGGAGCAGCUCGCCGUUCAAGCAGGCGGGCAAGGUCGUCUGCAUCGGGCGCAACUACGCAGACCACAUCGCGGAGCUCAAGAACAUGAAGCCCAAGCAGCCCUUCUUCUUCCUCAAGCCCACGUCGUCGAUCCUGCUUCCCGGCGAGGGGCCCUGCCUGCGGCCCAAGGGCGUGGACAUGCACUACGAGGUCGAGCUGGCGCUCGUCAUGGGCAAGAUGGUGAGGGACCUGCGCGCCGACGACACGCAGGGCGCGCUCGAUGCGAUCAAGGAAUACGCCGUGGCCAUCGACAUGACGGCGCGCAACGCGCAAAACGAGGCCAAGCGCAAGGGCCUCCCCUGGGACAUCGCCAAGGGCUUCGACACGUUCCUGCCGCUGAGCGGCGCGAUCCCCAAGGCGGCCAUCGCGGACCCGCACGACGUGGAGCUCUUCCUCGAGGUCAACGGCGCGGAGCGGCAGCGCGGGUCCACGGGGCUCAUGAUCUACCGCAUCCCGCGCGUGCUGAGCGACAUCUCCAAGGUCAUGACGCUGCACCCCGGCGACAUUGUGCUGACGGGCACGCCCGCCGGCGUCGGGCCCGUGGCGCCCGGCGACGUGAUGCGCGCGGGCGUGCGCGUGCGGGGGCGCGAGCUCGACGAGGGCAGGCUGGAGGUGAGGGUCGAGGAAUCGCAGUCGUCGUACGUGUUUGCCGAGACGUAGCGGUGACGUGUAGGAGGACGGGGCGUGUGUGUGUGUGUGUGUGUGUGUGAAAGAGAGAGAGGGGAGAGAAACGGCACGAAUAUAUGGAGAUGUGAAUUACGCACGGCACAUAGAGUACUUUGUACAUGCAUAAGAGUCAAAGUCCCAAGUCAUGAC